Messenger RNA from Bombus pascuorum, 2320 nucleotides. RefSeq names its product protein Fer3-like. Gene Ontology annotation, biological process: developmental process; regulation of transcription by RNA polymerase II. Lineage: Eukaryota; Metazoa; Arthropoda; Insecta; Hymenoptera; Apidae. Gene Ontology annotation, molecular function: DNA-binding transcription factor activity, RNA polymerase II-specific; RNA polymerase II transcription regulatory region sequence-specific DNA binding; protein dimerization activity. The coding region runs from base 212 to 727 and encodes 171 amino acids. The record is from RefSeq and is a predicted model, not a curated record. The transcript is spliced from 4 exons.
AAGGGGCGGGCUAGAGAUGUACCAAGCUCCAGGAGUUCGAUUCCCUGGAUGAGGAUAUCAGUGGAAUCCUCAGAUUGAAGGUGACACUCAGACCGCAACAAACGUUUUAUUUGAUUCGUGUAUCGACAUUCUUUUUCAUUAUUUUUUUUUUUAAUUGAAAUACGAGGGUGGUACUUCCUGAAUUCGUUUGCUCCUGGAUAGAACCCGGGAUAUGAGCUACACCGAACCAUUGUGGGAGAUCAAUGGAAAUCAAGCACCAGUGAUUACAGCGGAUAUGUCGCAGUACGUCAGCGGCGAACUCGGAAGCUACCCGAUGUGGGACAGUUCUGUUUUAUACCAAGCACCACCUCCUUCGCACUCUCAUGUGAACGAACACGGAUUAUAUAGACAACCCUGUGCAUUAUUACAUCAAAGUCGUUACACGCCUAAUGGUAGAUCUCCGAAUCUCCCAUCGUCCACCACAAAGAAACCAAGGCGUCGCGUGGCGACUGUUUCGCAAAGAAGAGCAGCAAACAUCCGUGAGAGGCGCAGAAUGUUCAAUUUAAACGAAGCUUUCGACAAGUUACGCAGAAAAGUGCCAACUUUUGCUUACGAAAAACGACUCUCGAGGAUCGAGACUUUGCGCUUGGCCAUCACUUACAUUGCAUUUAUGGGAGAGCUGCUUGGAAUUGAACCGAGUAGCCCAAAGCCAGAAUACAUCCCGAGGGAAUACUACUUGCCAAAUUAAACCUGUAAAACGUAAACAUUCACAUGAAAACCUAAAACAGAAGAAUUUGAUUAAAAAUCAAUGUUUUAUACGUAAAUCGUUUUACAAUUUCAGCAGCCUGGUAUUUUUAGAAGUGAAAUUACCAUAACUUGUGAUAUGCAUAAGAAAACAUGGUAAACGGUUGCUUACAUAUUAAAAAGUUCAAUUUGGUCUGUUUCAAAUGGAUAUAUUUCCUGGAAAAUAUUGAGUUAACAAAAUUGCAUAUGUAUGUAUAUGCGGUUGAAUGAUAACUUUGGUUAUUGGUAAGGAAACAAUAUGACGACAACCUUAACAAAUCUGGCAUUGACCUACACUCAUUUGAAUUCUCUCUUUAAUAUUUCAAUAGAUACUUGAUUUUAUUAACUUACGCUACACGUUUCAAAAUACAUACAGAAAUCAAAGUACAUUAUUAGAUGGCAGAUUUUUUAUGCAUUUAUGGGAAAUUUGCGCUGAAAUGCACAAAAUGCAUAUAAUACGCGAAGAUAUGUAUAUAAAAUAUCCACAGUAUAGUAUUCGUUAUAAUAUUUAGUAUAUAAAACAAUUUUCUACCUAGGUUACAUUUUUUUAAUUAUCUCCACAAAAAUAUGAAUUUACAUAAAUAUUCGCAGUCUAUAGAUUAUCAUCUAAUUUCUUUACUUUCGAAAAAUCAUAAAGAAGAUUUUUUAAUUAAACAUAUCGCAAAUUUGAUUCUGUAAGGAUAUUUAAUAAAAUAAUUACAUAAAUUGGAGUAACUUAUACAUACUCGAAUACUUCUAAAAAUUGUCAACAAAUAUUUUAAGUUUAUUGAUAAGUAAAUCGUCGAAAUAAUAUAAUCAUUCAUAUGAACAAAACUAUCGAGUGCAAAAUACAUCUAAGAACGUAAUGUCGUAUAUGUUUGAAAUUAAGUAAGAUUAAUGCAUCCACAUAUACGUAUAAGUGUUACAAUUCGAGUAUUAAGUAAAUUACAGUAAGCGUAGUUAAGAACCCACUCGAAAAAACAUUAACUAACACUUAAUGUUUAUGUGAUUUUACGAAAUAAGAUAAAAAUCCGUGUCUUCCAUAAUUUAUGUAAAUCUGCUUAUUACAUAUUAUCAUUAUAUUUAAAUAUAAGAUGUACAAAUACUAUCACAGUAUGUAUCUUUCGUUAGUACACCAUUUUGUCUGUUUUAAAAGAUUGAAGAAAUUUCUUUGUAUAAAAUUUUAACUUGACUGCAUUCCUUGAAUUAUUUUUUACUAAAUUAUAUUCCUCUAUCAUUAGAAAAUUUCUUAAGUUCGAGAAAAAUAAGAAAGAAUCAUUACUGAUAUAAUAAUGAUAAUAAUAACAUAAUACCAUGAUAAUAAUAAUGAUAACAAUGACAUAAUAACGUAAUAGUAACAACAUACUAAAAAUUUCUUAAAACACAAUUGAAAUAUAAAGAAUCAAAGGAUCGCAGCAAGGUUAAAUGCGGUUUUUUCGAAACUAUGCUUUUUAAUCUGAUACUCAGUAAUGUUCGAGAAUAAUCAUUAGAUAAAUUUUAAAUUUUUACACAUUAUUUCAUAUAAAAUUACUUACAAAGUACCAUAUGAUUCUUAUGAUAUUUUAAUUUGUUAAAUCUU